UUAUGAAUCCGGCCAUGAGAUCUUUAACCUUUUCUCAGUCAAACUCUGCUGUACUAUACUUGCCCCCACUUUCAGCACCAUUUCUUCCUUCUUUUUAAUGCCAUGGCUUUAGAAUCUUCAAAAACUGAUCCAUAUCAUUCAAAAAUCGCUUUGUAAAGUGUGCCGUGUGUUCUCACCAUCUAUUUGCUCUCUUCUUUCAUUCCCGCAGGAUUUAUUCCCAGCUUCUUAGCCCAGUCAAUCUCCCCCAUCUCUGGUGCUAUGGACAGCAAGAGCCCUGAUCUUCGCGAAGCCUCGUUUUCUUCUUAUCUCACCCAGCAAGAAGACAAUUUUGUACUUAAGCUGACAGAUCAGUCGGUGCAGUUUACCCAUCCUGCCAAAAUCACUUCAAGCCAAGAGAUUUCCCUCCCUGCCAGGUCAGAGAGGACUAAAGCUGAAGAGGGGGAAAUCAGCGUCUUUGGCGCGGAGAGAUACUUCAAUAUGAAACUGGAUGAUGAUAGUCCAAGAAUCGUUGACAAUAUUAAUGCUGGAAAGUACGUGCAUGAGAAAGAAUACCCGGUUGAUCGACAACGGAUGAGACCGAGAAGCAGAUUAGGAACUCCAAGUGUGAGUUCUGAAGCAAGUUGGAACAGUAAAAAAGCUUUGCUACCAAAUACCCUGAGAAAUUCAUCUCCAACCAGGCACCAGAAAGUCAAUGAAAGAUGGUUCUUUCCAGGCUUUGCCUGCAAUGGCUCUUGUUCAGACAAGAAAUCUGUUUAUACGGAUAAAAAUAUUGGUCACAGAGAGACUCGUGGAAAAGAGCUCAGGAGGGAAUCUGCUCGCAAUCCUAUCGGACUGGAAGGGACUAGAAAGCAGUCUCAAUCAAGCCUAAUCCAGGUGAAAGAUGAGUUACACAGCCCGAGCUUUAAAAGAACGAGUGUUGGUUCAAAAAGAAGAGAGUACUUUGUGUUGCCGUGUGUUAAUUCCGGGGUGCAAAACUUGAAUCUUAAAGGAGGGGAGCAGAAGAUCAUAGAAGACGACCCACGAAUAUCCCUAGAGGUGUUCGGCUCCCAUUUGCUUAAAAAGGAAGAUAUAGCACUGAAUCUGGAGAGAAAGCUGUCUGUGCUAACAUGGGAUGCCAUCCCAAAAUCCCCACACCUCCCACCCACCUCAAGCAGUAGCGGCCAGAUGUAUGAAGAUAUUGAAAGCGAUGGCAGUUCGGAUCUGUUCGAGAUUGAGAACCUAUCUGGAAGUUCACAUCUACAGCCUAUAUUCACCAAGCAAACAUCUGAUGGCAUGUCUAGCUGUAUGACACCAACCAGCCGGUACUAUGAGCCAAGUGAGAGCAGCAUUGAAUGGAGUGUAGUCACCGCCAGUGCUGCUGAUUUCUCAGCUGUUUCAGUGGACUAUGAUGAAAAGAUGCUGGCUGAAAAUAGCAUAAUUAAUCCCUAUUUAGCAUCCACAGUGCCCAGAAGAAGCCGCCCAAAUGGCCUAUUGGGAUGCAAUAGUCAGAAAGCAGUAGAUGUUGCUGAAACUGCACACAAGAGAAACGACAAGGCGAAGUCUCACUCGCAGCAGCUUCGAAGGACAGACGCACCCAUCCCACUGCGGAAUUUACAGGCUCAUGAGAAUAUGGUGAAAGAUCCUGAUUUCCCUUGAAUGAUUCCCGAUGCAUUUUCAGCAUAACAAAUUAAGUAAGCUCUAUUAAUUAUUUGUUGAACUCUAGCUCGAUCAUGAGCGUCUCCGCUUCUUACAUGUAUGAAAGCAUGAACAUUCAAACAAUAUUAAUAUCAGGGAAAUAAUUAAGAUUUGCAUCUGAUAA
This is a messenger RNA of Populus trichocarpa (black cottonwood), 1798 nucleotides long. RefSeq names its product protein PHYTOCHROME KINASE SUBSTRATE 3. The record is from RefSeq and is a predicted model, not a curated record. The transcript has a single exon. Lineage: Eukaryota; Viridiplantae; Streptophyta; Magnoliopsida; Malpighiales; Salicaceae. Gene Ontology annotation, biological process: phototropism. Bases 259 to 1635 code for a protein of 458 amino acids.